Messenger RNA from Sphenostylis stenocarpa, 333 nucleotides. NCBI's taxonomy places the organism in Eukaryota, Viridiplantae, Streptophyta, Magnoliopsida, Fabales, Fabaceae. The record is from the annotation of a GenBank genome assembly.
AUGGCCAAGCAUCAUCCUGAUUUGAUUAUGUGUCGAAAGCAGCCAGGGAUUGCCAUUGGACGACUGUGUGAAAAAUGUGAUGGCAAGUGUGUGAUUUGUGACUCUUACGUGCGUCCUUGUACACUCGUCCGAGUUUGUGAUGAAUGCAACUACGGAUCGUUUCAGGGUCGAUGUGUCAUAUGCGGAGGAGUAGGAAUAUCUGAUGCCUACUACUGCAAGGAAUGCACGCAGCAGGAGAAAGAUAGAGAUGGUUGCCCCAAAAUUGUUAAUUUAGGAAGUGCCAAAACUGAUUUAUUUUAUGAACGCAAAAAGUAUGGUUUUAAAAAAAGAUGA